Messenger RNA from Mesorhabditis spiculigera, 885 nucleotides. The record is from the annotation of a GenBank genome assembly. Lineage: Eukaryota; Metazoa; Nematoda; Chromadorea; Rhabditida; Rhabditidae.
AUGCCUCUAAGUCCUCUGCAAGCACGCAUCGCGCGUGACAUUGUUUCCCACGUUCGCCGUGAGCGUUUUGAAAUAGGGCACCACCUGGUGGAGUCUCAGCUGGCCACAACGCUCAAUGUUUCGCGCACACCGGUCAAGUUUGCCUUGGGGCACCUGGUGGAAAAAGGCAUGCUGACCUACGACCGCAACCGGGGAUUUUUCCUCGCGCGUUCAAGCAAUGAACUCACCGACCUCGCCUCGCAAGUCAUGGAGAGCAGCGAGGAUCCGCUCUACCUCAAGUUUGCAGAGUUACGCCUGAGGCGCCAGCUUCCCGAGCUGUUUACGGAAAUUGAGUUCAUGCGUCAGUUUGACGUUUCCCGGGCAGCGCUGAGGGCCGUUCUUUCACGCAUUCAGCAGGAAGGCUGGAUAGAGCAACGCGCAGGCCAGGGGUGGCGAUUUCUACCGAUGAUUGAUUCGGUGGAGGCCUAUGAAGAGAGCUAUUCGUUCAGGGCGACUAUCGAGCCUUCGGGCCUGCUGGCGCCCACGUUUCAGAUUGACCGCGACACAUUGAACGCCUGUCGCAAGCAACAGGCGUUCAUCGCCAACGGCGGAUACCUCACCAUGACGCCCCAGGAGCUGUUCGAGGCCAACUCACUGUUCCACGAAACACUUGCAACCUGUUCUGGCAAUCGUUUCCUGCAGCAGACCGUGCGCCGCCUCGAUCAGUUACGAAGGCUGGUGGAAUAUCGUCAAGCCGGCACCCGUGAUCCUCGCAAAGGCCAGGCAGAGGAGCACCUGGCGAUUCUGGACUGCCUCGAGCGCGGGGAUCGACUGGCGGCGGCCGACCAUAUGCGCAAGCACCUGGAGCAGGCCCGCCGGAAAAAGGUAGACCCCGCGCUGUUCGAA